AUGCUGGUGCAGAUUCCUCAUUUGAGACCUGCCGAAUACAAGAGGUCAAGACUGUCUAGGAACCGCAGGACCGUGAAUCGCUCAUAUGGUGGUGUAUUGUCUGGUGGUGCUGUCAGGGAGAGGAUUAUUCGAGCUUUUUUUAUGGAAGAGCAGAAGAUUGUGAAGAAGGUUUUGAAGAUUCAGCAGGCGAAGGAAAAGCAGGCCUCGAAGAGCUAAGAGCUGACAGCCUUAGGGUGGGAGAGUCCUUUGGGAGUUUACAAGACACAAAGUUUGAAAGGAAUUUUGAUGUAAUUGUUGA
This is a messenger RNA of Linum tenue, 298 nucleotides long. The record is from the annotation of a GenBank genome assembly. NCBI's taxonomy places the organism in Eukaryota, Viridiplantae, Streptophyta, Magnoliopsida, Malpighiales, Linaceae.